Lineus longissimus is the source of this 2547-nucleotide messenger RNA. RefSeq names its product ADP-ribosylation factor-like protein 5B. Lineage: Eukaryota; Metazoa; Nemertea; Pilidiophora; Heteronemertea; Lineidae. Gene Ontology annotation, biological process: intracellular protein transport; protein localization to Golgi membrane; vesicle-mediated transport. Gene Ontology annotation, molecular function: GTPase activity; GTP binding. The record is from RefSeq and is a predicted model, not a curated record. The transcript has 6 exons. Gene Ontology annotation, cellular component: cytoplasm; trans-Golgi network. The coding region runs from base 179 to 718 and encodes 179 amino acids.
CCGGUUUCGUGUCAACAAGGAUUUUGUAUAGAGGGUGUCAUAUAAUAGUGUAAUUUCUCAAAAAUAAGGACGUCGAUUUUACUUAAAACAAUACAGAUGUCAUAAGUGAACUCUUGGUCAUCUUGUGCUUUAUUUUAACUUUGCGUCGGGUCGGCAGAGUGGAGUAGACGGCCGAAGUAUGGGGCUUCUUAUGGCCAAAUUGUGGAGUUUCUUCUCAAAUGAGGAGCACAAGGUGAUAAUCGUUGGGUUAGAUAAUGCAGGAAAAACAACAAUACUCUAUCAGUUCCUGAUGAACGAGGUCGUACACACCACUCCAACGAUCGGCAGCAAUGUAGAAGAGGUGGUUUGGAAGAAUAUACAUUUCUUGAUGUGGGAUAUUGGUGGACAAGAAACGCUACGGUCGUCAUGGAAUACUUAUUAUACAAAUGCAGAGUGUGUAAUAGUGGUGAUAGACAGUACAGACCGUGAGAGGUUACCAAUCACAAAACAAGAAUUAUACAAUAUGCUAGCGAACGAGGAUCUCCGAAAAGCAAAGGUGCUGGUAUUUGCCAAUAAGCAGGACUUAAAAGACCGUGCCAUGUCUUCAUCAGAAAUCUCUCAACAGCUCAACUUGACAUCUAUAAAGGAUCACGGGUGGCACAUACAAGCGUGCUGCGCUCUAUCAGGGGCAGGGUUAUAUCAAGGCCUUGAAUGGAUAGCCAACCAGAUAAGAAGGUGACCGGCCUGCAACUCUCAGGUUCAAGACAUUUUAAUGUAAUGUGCAUCGGGUCUGAAGGAGAUAUGGUGCCUGUGGGCGUUGGUCAUCAUAGAGACAUUACUGGUCACCAUAGAGACAAUACUGGUCGCAGAUCGUGUGCAGGAAUCGCCAAGUGUGGUUAUGCAAUGGUGAAAGCGCUCUUUGGACGUAGACACCCAGUUUCCCAGUUGACCGAUGUUAACACUGGAAGAUGUUGGGUUGAAUGGGCAGUCUUUCUGUGUGUGACUCCAAGAAUAUGAAUUUGGACCCUGUUGGGUUGAGCUGACUUUCAGGGAAGCAGUUCACAUUGAUUCAUCCGGCAAAACUAAAAGGAUCACGGUCAGCAGUUACCACCUCUGUGCUGUUGUGGUUUUAGGAUUUGACGUCGAGCUGAAGGUAUUGGUUGUCUCACUACCGCGAGGAUUGAGCUCAAAUGCAAGCCAAAACCAGGGGGGGGGGCAGCUGGGGGUUUGGGUCAAAAUGAGAGCUUCACCAGAGCCAGAGCUGUGUUGAGUGAGACAGCCAGAACCUCCAGUUCAGCAGUCACUUCUAGUCCAACUGGUUGGCCUCAGAAUUGACAGUUUCCCCUUUCGGGUUCUUGCCUGUCUGAAGUUUUCCACAAUACUAGAGCCUCUCAGUCAAAGAAUCUGAUCAAUGGUGUAUAAAGUUGACUGAAUUGUACUGACUCUCUGUAUCAACAGGUUUUAGGUGCCUGCUGUGACAUUUUUUGUACGCAUGUGAAAUUUCUGCAGAUAAUGAAGACAGUCCUCACCAUCAACUAGCAGUUGUUAUUCCUGCAAACUGCAAUAAUCACUGUUGCUAUGUGUGACAAUAAGAUAGAACUGAUGAAGUUUUGAGAAAGUAAAUUACGUUGUUUUUUUUGGCCUUGAGUCUCUCUUUCCUUGUGUAGAAACUUGCAUGUUAUGAAAGUUCCCUGAAUUUAGAAAACCUUCCAUGUUUCAGUAUUUCCUUUUACUCAUUGAAUGCAGUACUCACCAAAUUGACACACUGGACCACAAAAGGGCCAAAUCAGUGGCCCCUGAAGUCACUUACAGUUGUGACUUUAACCUGGAAAGGAAUGAGGGUUCAGCCAUCAUCUCCUGUAAAUAUGGCAGGCAGGUUCAUGUGCCUAUGAGUGUCAUAAUAAUCUGUAAAUAUGGUUUCAAUGCCCUCUCCCCCUUACAGGUUCAGUUUGUAAGAAUAAGUACAAGCACUAGAGCAUGUGCUGAUUUUAGUGCAAUUUUCUAUUCUUUUGUUAAUUAGUCCUUGUAUCUUAUUAUUUAUGUUAUGUUGUGCUGGCGAUGCGUUAUCAGCCUCGGUCUUGAUUCUUUUGUGGGAGAUGGAUAAUGGGCACAAAUACCUGGGAAGGAUAAUCGAUUGUAAAGAUGACACCCGGUACUCACAUCAGUGGUAAUGCCAUGGUAGCCAGAAAGUGAUGGACCAGGACCAGUGUGAUAAAACAAUGUUCCCUUGUUCCGCUGACUUGUAUGUUGGCUGUCCAGGUUGUGUUGGACAGGAAUCUAAAAGUGUCGUCUCUUGUUUCAAAAUUGCACAACUUUGGUUCAGACCUGACCCACCCUGGUGAUUUUCUUCCAAUCAAAAGUUCUGUUGCCAAUCUGACUAGGCUACCUUUGGUUUCUUUAUGCUGGGCAGUUUCUAUCCUGAUCUAGAGUGUCUGCCUUGCUCAUAAUAUCCAGGGUAAGUGCUUUCAGUCGACGUUUAAGUGGAAGUUGGUCGCUCUCAUGUAUUACUAUUCUCCAUGCCUCCUUUGUGACUUAUUGUGUUUUCUAAAAUAAAUAUCGUAGAUGGAA